GGCAGCCACAGGCAACCGGACUGCUUCACAGGCUGUUGGCAGGGAACUCGACGAAAACUUUGCUGGCUCCAGUGAACAGCACCCGGCAGGGUGGAAAGGUCCAGAAGGAUGCCAAGAGAGAUUCUGGAAAAAGGGCUAUUCUCCCUGCUCCUCACCUCUGCCCAGAGCUCUAGCCAGGGCAACUGAGGUGAAGCCAUGUGGUGGCUGCUGAUCCCACUGGCCCUGUGGCUGAGCACUGUGGGCGUGAGCGGGACUGAGCUCACUGGCGUACAGCGCAGGGGCCUGCAGGUGGCCCUGGAGGAGUUCCACAAGCACCCCCCUGUGCAGUGGGUCUUCCAGGAAACCAGUGUGGACAACGUCACAGACACGCAGUUCCCAGCAGGCACCUUUGUGAGGCUGGAAUUUAAGAUCCAGCAGACCAGCUGUCCCAAGAAGGACUGGAGGAAACCUGACUGCAAAGUCAAGCCCAAUGGGAGAAAGCGUAAAUGCCUGGCCUGCAUCAAACUGGAUCCUGAGGGUAAAGUCCUAGGCCGGAUGGUCCACUGCCCUAUACAGAUGCAAGGGCGACAAGAGCCCCAGGAGCAUCAGGAGCCCCAGUGCAGCAGAGUGGAGCAAGCCGGUGAGGACUCCCACAGCUAUAAGUUCCCUGGACAGUUUGCUUUCGUCAAGUCUCCACAUCACAGUUGAGCCCUGGACUGAAUUUUGUUCCACUUCUGGUACCCAGUGGAAGACCCGCCCCUCCCAGGCAGAAGGUUGCAUCCUAUCCCAGGCUAAUAAAACUUCUCUCCCAGCCUGUUACCUCUAUUCCUUGCAUUGCUCCUCUUCAGCCUAUUCAAGACCAGCUGAAAGGGCAGUGUGUGGGUGUGGGUGCAAGUGUGCAUACAGGUUCUUUUCUUCAGGACACCCAGGAGCCAGCAGAUGGGGUGAGUGGAGCCUCUGGGUAGAACCAAAGGCAGAGGCCUCAAAGAAUGACAGGGAAUGAUACAAAUGG
This is a messenger RNA of Castor canadensis (American beaver), 991 nucleotides long. Lineage: Eukaryota; Metazoa; Chordata; Mammalia; Rodentia; Castoridae. The record is from RefSeq and is a predicted model, not a curated record.